This is a messenger RNA of Girardinichthys multiradiatus, 7721 nucleotides long. RefSeq names its product ATP-binding cassette sub-family C member 4-like. NCBI's taxonomy places the organism in Eukaryota, Metazoa, Chordata, Actinopteri, Cyprinodontiformes, Goodeidae. The record is from RefSeq and is a predicted model, not a curated record. Gene Ontology annotation, cellular component: plasma membrane. Gene Ontology annotation, molecular function: ATP binding; ATP hydrolysis activity; ABC-type transporter activity. The coding region runs from base 137 to 4090 and encodes 1317 amino acids. The transcript is spliced from 31 exons. Gene Ontology annotation, biological process: transmembrane transport.
UAAAUGUCACCAGGGCCGAUUGUGACACAUAGAGGAGUUUAUAACAGGUGUUCUCGCUGGGUUUUCACCUCUUUAGGUCUCUCUGGGACAUCGCCUGCAGAAGCAGCCUACAGGGGUUGCUUUUACUGUUGGGGUAAUGGAACCUCUGGAAAAGGAGAAGGAGGAUAAUCCGUCAGCCACAGCUAAUCUUCUGUCCAAGAUUUUCUUCUGCUGGCUGAACCCCUUAUUCAGAGCUGGGUACAAGAGAAGGCUGGAAGAAGAUGACAUGUACAAAGUUCUCCCAGAGGAUGCAUCUGAGCGACUUGGAGAGGAACUACAGUGGUACUGGAAUCGAGAAGUUCAGGAGGCAGCAAAAGAUCUGCGUCCACCCAGACUUACCAAAGCUCUCAUCCACUGCUACUGGAAACCAUACUCAAUAAUUGGAACAUACAUCUUUUUAGAGGAAGUUAUCAAAGUCAUUCAGCCUGUGCUACUUGGGAAGCUGAUAGAGUACUUUGAGAGUUAUGACACUGCUCAGCCAGCGUCGGUCUCUGAGGCUUACAGCUGUGCUCUAGGCAUUUCAUUGGCCACCAUGGGCCUAGCUCUGCUUCAUCAUCUGUACUUCUACCAAGUUCAGCGGGCGGGCAUGAAGAUUCGCGUGGCCAUGGGCCACAUGAUCUAUCAGAAGGGUCUUUGUCUCAGCAGCUCAGCAAUGGCCGAAACAACCACAGGACAGAUAGUGAACCUCCUAUCAAAUGAUGUCCACAGAUUUGAUGAGGUUACUUUAUACUUGCACUUCUUAUGGCUUGGUCCUCUUCAAGCAGUAUCCGUGAUUGUACUGUUGCUGUAUGUUAUCGGCCCCUCAUGUCUUGCUGGAAUGGGGGUCCUCUUAUUUCUGAUGCCAGUACAGACCUUGUUUGGACGUUUGUUCUCCAGUCUCAGGGCUGCAACAGCAGUGUUAACAGACGAGCGAAUAUGCACAAUGAGUGAAGUCAUUUCUGGGAUCCGAGUGAUAAAGAUGUAUGGAUGGGAAAAACCUUUCAGGGCACUUGUGGAUGAAGUCAGACGAAUGGAAAUCUCCAAGAUCAUGCAAAGCUCUUACCUUCGUGGCCUGAACAUGGCGUCAUUUUUUGUGGCCAGCAAGAUUGUCAUCUUUUUCACCGUCUGCGUUUACGUGCUCACAGGAAACAAAUUGUCAGCCAGCAAACUGUUCAUGUCCUUUUCCCUGUAUGGGGCAGUAAGACUUACCAUCACUCUCUUUUUCCCCUUUGCCAUUGAGAAGGUCUCAGAGUCUCUCAUCAGCAUUCAGAGGAUUCAGAAAUUUCUUCUGCUUAAUGAAGUUGCUCCUCAGCAUCUGGGAAUUCCUUUGGCAGACAAGAGGGACUUUAUAGUAAAAAUUCAAGAUUUGAAAUGUUACUGGGAUAAGAAUAUUGAAGCACCAACUUUACAGAAUGUGAAUUUUACAGUGAGACCUGAGCAACUGCUGGCAAUUAUUGGGCCUAUUGGAGCUGGAAAGUCCUCACUCUUGAAUGCCAUACUGGGAGAACUGAGUCAGGAAACUGGUGUGGUCAAAGUCAAAGGACAGGUAACCUACGCACCCCAGCAACCGUGGAUUUUACCUGGCACGAUCCGAAGCAACAUUGUGUUUGGUAAUAAGUUCAACCCCAAGAAAUAUGAUCGAGUCCUGAGAGCCUGUGCCCUCAAGAGAGACAUGGAUCUUUUGCCUGGUGGUGACUUGGUGGCUGUUGGGGACAGAGGGGCAAACCUCAGCGGAGGACAGAGGGCACGAGUUAGCCUAGCAAGAGCGGUGUAUCGUGAUGCAGAUAUCUACUUGCUGGAUGACCCUCUCAGUGCUGUGGACGCUGAAGUGGGCCGAUAUCUCUUUGAGGAGUGCAUUUGUGGACUCCUGAGGAAGAAGCCCCGUAUUCUUGUAACUCACCAGCUACAGUAUCUAAAGGCUGCAGAUCAGAUUGUGGUCUUAAAGGAGGGCCAGAUGGUUGCACGGGGGACCUACAGUGAGCUGCAAGGCUCUGGCAUAGACUUCACUUCCCUUCUUAAGGAAGACCAGGAUGAUGAGGGGCAGAACAUGGCCCCACUGUCUGGAACUUGCUCUUCCUGCCAUUACACCCUUUCUGACAACUCCUCCAUGUCUUCCCUUUCCUCCUCUCGAAGCUCUCUGAUUGAUGGAGGAGACAUCCUGACAGCGGUAGUGCAUCCAAUAGAGGAGGAAAGCCGCUUAGAAGGAAAUGUCGGCCUGAGUAUUUAUGUGAAAUAUUUUCUGGCUGGCGCCAACCUUCUGGUCCUCUUGUUUCUCAUUUUACUUAAUGGAUUAGCUCACAUUUCAUUUGUUCUUCAGGACUGGUGGCUUGCACAAUGGACCUCUGAACAGAAGUACGCCGGUGUGACUGAGCAUCGCAAUGGCAGCUUCCCUCAGCAGUUGGACCUUGACUUGUACCUAGGUGUUUACGCAGCUUUAACAGGCACCUCAGUUGUGUUGGGCUUCAUCCGCAGCUUGGUCUUCUUCAAUGUUCUGGUGAAGUCUGCUCAAACCCUCCACAACAACAUGUUUAAGGCCAUCCUUCGGACCUCAAUCCGCUUUUUUGAUACCAACCCAACUGGGAGAAUUCUCAACAGGUUUUCAAAAGACAUUGGCUACGUAGACUCUCUACUUCCAUGGACGUUUGUAGACUUCACCCAGGUGUUUCUGCAAGUCAUCGGAGUUAUUGCGGUAGCUGGUGUCAUUAUCCCCGGGAUUCUUAUUCCCAUUGCUCCUCUUCUCGCCAUCUUCCUGUUUCUGCGCCACUAUUUCCUGCAGACCUCCAGGGACAUCAAGCGGCUAGAGUCUAUAUCUCGGAGUCCUGUCUUCUCUCACCUUUCUUCCACCAUCCAAGGCCUGAGCACCAUUCGUGCCUUUAGGGUUCAACAUCAGUUUCAGGAAAUGUUUGACAAGUAUCAAAAUCUUCACUCAGAGGCCUGGUUCCUCUUCCUGACCACUUCGCGCUGGUUUGCUGUCCGUCUUGAUGGAAUUUGUUGCAUUUUUGUCACAAUUACAGCUUUUGGUUGCCUGUACUUCAGAGAUGGACUGGAACCAGGUGCUGUGGGCCUGGCUCUGUCGUAUGCUGUUACGCUCACAGGCAUGUUUCAGUGGGGAGUCAGACAGAGUGCAGAGAUUGAGAACCUGAUGACAUCAGUGGAGAGAGUGGUUGAGUAUGCGGAGCUGGAGAGUGAAGCACCCUGGGAGACGAACAAACAGCCUCCUGAACACUGGCCUCAGGAGGGCUCCAUCACCUUUGACAGCGUUAGCUUUUCUUACAGUGACAGCACACCUAUGGUCCUAAAGAACCUGAGUAUUGUCUUCGCAUCCAGAGAAAAGGUUGGGAUUGUUGGACGCACCGGCGCUGGUAAAAGCUCCCUCAUCUCUGCCUUGUUCCGACUGGCAGAACCUGAGGGAAGAAUAACAAUUGACGGCAUUCUGACUUCAGAGAUUGGUUUGCACACGCUGCGCCAGAAAAUUUCGAUUAUCCCACAGGACCCAGUACUCUUCACGGGGACCAUGAGGAAGAAUCUGGACCCUUUCAAGCAGCACACAGAUGAGGACCUGUGGAAUGCACUCCAAGAGGUGCAGAUGAAGGCGGUGGUGGAGGAGCUGCCGAACAAGCUGGAAACACUUCUGACCGAGUCAGGCUCCAACUUCAGCGUGGGCCAGAGACAGUUGGUGUGUCUGGCCAGGGCCAUCCUCAGGGAAAACCGCAUCCUUAUUAUUGAUGAAGCUACAGCAAAUGUAGACCCGAGAACUGACAGCCUGAUCCAGCAGACUAUCCGGAACAAGUUUCAAGAGUGCACCGUCCUAACCAUUGCUCACAGGCUCAACACGAUCAUUGACUGUGACAGAAUCCUAGUUCUGGAUGCUGGCAGGAUCCAGGAGUAUGACGAGCCGUACAUCCUGCUCCAGAACCAGGAGGGGCUCUUCUACCAGAUGUUCCAACAGACGGGUAAAGCUGAAGCUGCGUCAUUGCUGCAAACAGCCAAACAGGUUCAUGCAAACAGAAAGGGGGAGAGCGACACGUGCCACACCAAGGACAUCAGUGUCAUCUUUGAGACGUCCCUUUGACGGUUUGGAGAGUUCCCGUGGUCCUUUUAAUGCUGAACGACAAAGACCAAAUCUUUCCCCAGAUAUGCUUGGAUUCCUUGAUGUGCACACACAUCUUCAGACUCCCAGAAGGCAUUAUAGGUUUAGUGUGCACUGCAUUGAUUGGCAAAGACUUUUGGUCUGGAACAGAGAAGUUGUGUAAACCGGGUCUGCAUUUCAUUACCACAUAUAACUGGGUGACUGUUUAUUGAUUACCUACUGCAAGGUUUAUGAAUGUGUGUUCUGUCCUCCAGUGUAUCUUCUUUUACUCUGCACGUUUGAUGAAAAGAAGGCAGAUACUGAAUAUGUUUAUUUUAGUGCAAUAAAUUAUAUUAUUCUAUAGAAUAAAUUAUUCUAUUAGAUUUUCUAUUAUGCGGAAAGACGAGGAAACCCUAGGAGGAGCCAUCAGUUUUUGCAGUAAUUAUUUUGAUUGUUAGUUAUAGCGCUGUUUUAAUUGAACAGUUUUCCUAUACUUUGACUUUAGUGGUUUUAUGUCUACCUCUGCUCUUUUUUUAUAUCGAACAGCAACAUUUGGCUGCAAUGAUCAUGACCAAAGUGGGUGUGUUCCCUUCGGCAUUUGUAUUUUUGCAGUUUUGCUCAUUUAGUAUCCGACUUUUUUCAGAAAAUGAGGAAGGCUCCCUUUGGUCAUGAAAAUGCAUUGAUUGUACCAGUAGAGUGGACGUUUCAUAUUCGCUUUGAUUUCAAGCAGUUUAAGAUUACUCUUAAUCUACUGGAAUGAACUGUAAUUGUGUUAUCCCAGUGAAAAUUAUCCAGUUAUUUUAGUUUGAUCAGAUAUUACAAAGGUUUUAUAUUGGUAUAGAUCAAUUGGGAAGCAGGGAUCAGAAUUACACUAAACUAAAAUAGGGUUUAAUAUAAUAUUUUUAGAAAAUAUGAUUUAAUUCGUAAUCGUGUAACGGUACACAAUUUCAUACUAAAUAAUUUCAGUACAGCUUUUACUGUUCAGUAUGCAUGCAUACUGAACAAAUACAUAUUUACUAUGCAAUGCUGCGGUCCAUCACGCAACUUUUAAAAGUGACACCAAAACAAAACUAAACAGGGAGGACUCCCAGCUAACUCUAAUGUUUAUUUGGUAACAUUAAGGUUUCUUAUUCAGCUACAGUGAGAAUACAAUAAGAACUGUUGACCGUACCUAGGCUUUAUGUCAGCAAUAAGUUAAGUACAGUAGCUCACUCUACACUGAACUCAAGUAAGUAAGUAAAGUUUAUUUAGCGCCCAUCACAGAUAACGCAAUGUGCUGUACAACAUAAAACACAUUAAGUUACAUUUAGUAUAAAAACAAGCAUGUAGAAAGCACAAUAAAAUCAUGACAUGAAAGCCUGGUGGAACAAAACAGUUUAUCAGUUGGUUUUUAAAAACGUUGCAGGGGCAAACUGUACAGUUUUGAAGCCACAGACUAAAAGGUCCAGUCCCAAGCCCAGGGGCUUGGGAACGAAGACUACGAGGAGCAGAAUGUUUUGUUUAAAGCUUACAUAAUUAUUCAGGAGUCUGGCCAUUUAGAGCCCUGUUGGUGAGAACCAGAACUUUACCCGGCUUCUAAAAUCGACUGGGAGCCAGUGGAGAUAGUAUAAGACUGGGGUGAUAUGAGUGUUUUCUAGAUUUGGUAAGAAGUGUGGAUGCUGCGUUCUGAAUAGUUUGCAGAUGUGAAAUUGAUGAUUUGUCCAGACUGGUAAAAAGAGCAAUGCAGUAAUCUAGGCGUGAUGACACAAAUGCAUGAAUGAUGUUCUCUAGAUCUCCUCGAGAAGGCAUGUCUCAUAUGUUGGGAAUGGUUUCCUAAAUGAAAAAAAUGAGAAUGAGAAAUAGAUCUAAUGUGUGAGUCAAAGCUUAAUGAGGAGUCAAAUGUAAGUCCUAGGUUAAUUACUUAAUUACUCACCUAAGACAACAUUAGAUCAAAUAUAAAAAUUACAGCUACAGGAGAUACUGGAGAAUCAGCUGACGUCCAAAUCUGGCUGCCUGUAGUAUCCAAUCAGCCCAAUCUCUGUCCUAUGAGAUUCAAGUCAGAGGAAUUUCCUUUGAGAGGGGAUUUUCCCAACAGUUGCUCCUGCUGCAUUCAAGUACAGCUGGUACACUAGCUUGUCGAAAUAUUAAAACAACUACAAAGUGAUUUAAACAUCUUUUAUUCUCAAAUAUCGCCACCAAUGUCUGUAAAAAUCGGUGGUUAUAUUGUUGUAUAAUCUAUCUAUCCAGGCAUUGGCUUUGCCUGUUUAUACUGUUUCAUUCAUAUCUCCAGUCAGUUUUCUACUUUCCAGAAUUUUAAGUUUUAGAACUUUAUAAAAUCAAAAUAAAUCAGAAAAUAAAAAAAAGAUUGUUUAUUGCUGACCAAAGUAGGAAAGAAAAAGUUCUGAAGCGUAUCGAAAAUAUACCUUACUGUGUUUUUUGGUGUACCAUUACAUAAUUAGAUGAAAUUAUAUUGGAAAUUUGGGCAAUUUAUGAACUUAAAUUAACUUAUAACUCAUAAAAACUUAGAAACUUAGAACAAAGGAGAGCUUUUAUUAGAUGCUCCGAUGCACAUUUUUGGGGAUUUUGACUCCAUAAUAAUAUUUGAUUUUAAAUAUUUGUCAUAACUGAUAUUUUUCCCUCCAGACCACUUUUUUCGCUAACAUUCAGUGUUAUUCUUGGUCAUUAUGACCUAUUAGAUAACUUGAAUAAUCCAUCAAGUUAUCAUAAUCAUAUUUAGUUGCGUUUAUAUGUACAAGACUGAAAAUUGCAUAAUGAGCAUCAGAAUGAUCAUGUCUAUUCACAUUCAGCUUCAGAGCUGCUAAAUGUGAACUACGAGAAGAAGGUAAUUAUGGGGGACACAAUGGACCUCAGUACAUAAUGCUAGUUUAAAAAACUUCUUAACUAUAAGACUUUCUGGGAUAUAAAUGUUGGUACAACACUGGUAAAGUUACUACAAUCAUCAGCACAGUUACUCGAUGAUGAUGUGCUUUGAGAAGCUUCACUGCCAUGACUGAUGGUUCUUUGUGAAAGAAUGCGAUGUAACUUGAUGUGUUUACAUCAGAGAUUGAAAAAUAUGAUGGGAACAUUGUUUUAAAUGUUAAAAUGUUUAAUUAUAGCACAGUUAGCAUUGCUAACUGUAAUUGCAGUCUCUGAGUUUAUUUCUACAGUGUAAGUAUUCCAACCUUCUGUCAAUAUAAAGGCUGCCAGACUUUCCAAAUCCUACAUGCUCCCUGACAGUUAGAGGUUUAACUAUGAAUGAAGCAACUUUCUGUAAUCCGGUUAGCCUUCCUGUUGCUGCUGAGGGUCCUCUGUAGUGCUGUAUUGGUGUACCAAGUUCUCUCCAUAGUUAUUUUUGCUGUAAAAAUACUUCAUAACAUUUACUGCUCUAAUUGUUUGGACAAACAAUGAAGUAAUUAACAUUACAUAAUAUGUCAAAUCUAGUUAAUUUAUAUUCAACUGUCAAAUUUUCCUUCCUUCCUUCCUUACUUACUUACUUGUUUCCUGCUUUCUUUUUCCUCUGCUCUUUCAUUCCUCCCUUGUGUGCCUAAUUCUUCCUGUCUUCCAGGCCUCCCUUUAUUUCCUUGUCCUUCCUUCUUUUAUCCAUUGCGUGUUUCAUCCCUUAUUGUUUAUUUUUUCCUUCCCACUGUCCCUUCUU